ACGGCCCCGGGGCGGCCGCGAGGAGUGAUCCGAGACAGCGCGGGCGGCAACUACAACCUCCUCAACUACAACCUCCACAACUACAGGCAACAACUACAGGCGGCAACAACAACUACAGGCGGCAACAACUACAGGCGGCAACAACCUCCACAACUACAACCCCACAACUACAGGCAGCAACAACCUCCGCAACUACAGGCAACAACUACAACCUCCACAACUACAACCCCACAACUACAGGCGGCAACAACCUCCACAACUACAACCCCACAACUACAGGCGGCAACAACCUCCACAACUACAGGCGGCAACAACAUCCACAACUACAACCCCACAACUACAGGCGGCAACAACUACAGGCAGCGGCAACAACUUCCACAACUACAGGCGGCAACAACAACUACAGGCGGCAACAACCUCCACAACUACAACCCCACAACUACAGGCGGCAACAACUACAGGCAGCGGCAACAACUUCCACAACUACAGGCGGCAACAACCUCCACAACUACAGGCGGCAACAACUACAGGCGGCAACAACCUCCACAACUACAGGCGGCAACAACAUACUGCUACAGCUACUACUACUACAGCUACUACAGCUACUACUACAGCUACUACUACUACAGCUACUACUGCUGUAACAACUACUACAGCUACUACUACAGCUACUACUACAGCUACUACUACAGCUACUACUGCUGUAACAACUACUACUACAGCUACUACUACUACAGCUACUACUACUACAGCUACUACUGCUGUAACAACUACUACAGCUACUACUACAGCUACUACUACAGCUACUACUGCUGUAACAACUACUACUACAGCUACUACUACUACAGCUACUACUGCUGUAACAACUACUACUACAGCUACUACUGCUGUAACAACUACUACUACAGCUACUACUACUACAGCUGCUACUACAGCUACUACUACAUCUACUACUGCUGUAACAACUACUACUACAGCUACUAUUACUACAGCUGCUACUACAGCUACUACAGCCUGACAACUACAGCCACUAACUACAACUACCGCUACAACCUUACCCCCCCCGCCACGUCCGUCUUUGUAUCUCCCGAUUUGGGGCGUCGCACUUUUGAUUAGUGGAUGAAGUUGUUAUCAAUAUUAAUAACGAUAACGGUGUUAAUGUUGUUAUUUACGUGUUAAUUAAUUUGUGGCAACGCAUUUGUUGUUGUUGUUACAAUGACCCACUUUAGUAGCGACGUAAUAAUGGUCAUCUUCAAUCGGAUUGUUUAGAAGUUAACAACAAAUGCAAUUGACGUUGUAGUUAACGAUACGAUUAUCAUCACAAGCGCAUCAAGUUAUAAUUGUGAUGAUUCUCAUUGUAGUCGGCGUACUUGCUGUCGUUUCAAAUUGAAUGAUUCCGCUUGGGACUUGCUCCACCAGACAUCCGAUCCAUCACAGCGGAAAAUUAUCACCGUCAAUAUCAUCAUCAUCAUCAAUCUCAUCAUCAUCAUCAUCAAUCUCAUCAUCAUCAAUCUCAUCAUCAUCAAUCUCAUCAUCAUCAAUCUCAUAAUCAAUAUCAUCAUCAUCAAUCUCAUAAUAUCAAUAUCAUCAUCAAUCUCAUCAUCAUCAUCAUCAUCAAUCUCAUCAUCAUCAAUCAUCAUCAUCAAUCUCAUCAUCAUCAAUCUCAUCAUCAUCAAUCUCAUCAUCAUCAAUCUCAUCAUCAUCAAUCUCAUAAUCAAUAUCAUCAUCAUCAAUCUCAUAAUAUCAAUAUCAUCAUCAUCAUCAUCAAUCUCAUCAUCAUCAAUCUCAUCAUCAUCAAUCUCAUAAUCAAUAUCAUCAUCAUCAUCAUCAAUCUCAUCAUCAUCAAUCUCAUCAUCAAUCUCAUCAUCAUCAAUCUCAUAAUCAAUAUCAUCAUCAUCAAUCUCAUAAUAUCAAUCUCAUCAUCAUCAAUCUCAUCAUCAUCAAUCUCAUCAUCAUCAAUCUCAUCAUCAUCAAUCUCAUAAUCAAUAUCAUCAUCAUCAAUCUCAUAAUAUCAAUAUCAUCAUCAAUCUCAUCAUCAUCAAUCUCAUCAUCAUCAAUCUCAUCAUCAUCAAUCUCAUAAUCAAUAUCAUCAUCAAUCUCAUAAUAUCAAUCUCAUCAUCAUCAAUCUCAUCAUCAUCAAUCUCAUAAUAUCAAUCUCAUCAUCAUCAAUCUCAUAAUCAAUAUCAUCAUCAAUCUCAUCAUCAUCAAUCUCAUCAUCAUCAAUCUCAUCAUCAUCAUCAAUCUCAUCAUCAUCAUCAAUCUCAUCAUCAUCAAUCUCAUCAUCAAUCUCAUCAUCAUCAAUCUCAUCAUCAUCAUCAAUCUCAUCAUCAUCAUCAAUCUCAUCAUCAUCAAUCUCAUCAUCAAUCUCAUCAUCAUCAUCAAUCUCAUCAUCAAUCUCAUCAAUAUCAUCAUCAAUCUCAUCAUCAAUCUCAUCAUCAUCAAUAUCAUCAUCAAUCUCAUAAUAUCAUCAUCAUCAUCAAUCUCAUCAUCAUCGAUCUCAUCAUCAAUCUCAUCAUCAUCAUCAUAAGCCAACAUAAUCAUUACAAUCAUCAUCAUCAUCAGUUCGUAUCCACGACUAUGAGACACCCCGCGGCAUGCGCGCUGCCUGCCACUGUGAAGUGAUGACAGGGCAGCAGCAGCAGCAGCCAGGGCAGCAGCAGCAGCAGCACAGCUGCCCCGGGACUGCCCCUGGGACUCUCCUCCUCCUGCUGCUGCUGAUGAUGAUGACGCUGAUGAUGGUCGGGAUGGCGCCUCCAGUAGCUGCUGUGGGCAGCACGGGGAGUCUGAGCUGCCCCGUCGCCUGCACUUGCCGCUGCCCUCUGCCCCCGCUGCUGCCCGCGGAGUGUUCGGUGAACUGCACGCUGGGAGAACUGCAGCGGCUGCCUCCUCUACUGCCCGACAACACCUCGUCACUGGACCUGUCGCACAACAACAUCCAGGAGUUGGAGGAGGACGUCCUGUCGCGUGUCGCGCACUCCCUCUCCGUGCUGAAUCUGACGGACAACAAGAUCUUCCGCCUCGGCGUGCACGCCUUCCGCGACAUGACCUCGCUGCUCGUGCUGGAUCUGAGCGACAAUCAGAUCGGCACGCUGCCCAACGGCGUCUUCGACAACCUCACGAGCCUCGCCGUGCUGGACGUGAGCGGGAACCCGCUGGACUGCGGCUGUGAGCUGGCGUGGCUGCCCUGGUGGCUGGUGGCGCCGGCGCGCGCUGGCAGAGUGGUACUGGCGCGGCCGUUGCGCUCGCUGUGCGCCCUGCCGGACCGCCUGGCCCACACGCCCGUCACCGCCGCCAACUUCUCCAGCGCCGUCUGCGCUGCCGACUACGUUGCCUGCUUGCGCCCGGCCUCGACGCUCAUCUUCUCGGCCGUGGACGAGGACGCGCACGACGAGCUCGGCUGCAACGCCGCGUGCGCCCGCCGCCGCCUCGCCUACUUCUCCUCGGACCCGGCGCUCAACUUCCUGUGCCUGUGCGGCGACGCGGGCGGCUCCCCGCCGGCGGCGCCCGACUGCGCCGCCGUCUGCUCGACGGGCUACCCGGCGAGCCGCGCCGUGUGCGGUCGCGUCGUGGUGGCGCCGCCGGCGCCCGUCCGCUCGGGAGCCUCCUUCCGCGGCCUGCGCCCGUCAGCGUCUUCGAGACGGCCGAGUUUCGCGCCGCGCCCUGGCACGACCCCGGCGCCGGCUGGCGCGCCCGCUGGGACUUCGGCGACGGGGCGGCGCCGCUGGACGUGGCCGGCGGCGCCGCCGCGCGGCACAAGUUCGCGCUGCCCGGCACCUACGCCGUGA
Lethenteron reissneri (Far Eastern brook lamprey) is the source of this 3785-nucleotide messenger RNA. RefSeq names its product leucine-rich repeat-containing protein 4B-like. Gene Ontology annotation, cellular component: plasma membrane. Lineage: Eukaryota; Metazoa; Chordata; Hyperoartia; Petromyzontiformes; Petromyzontidae. Gene Ontology annotation, molecular function: protein binding. The record is from RefSeq and is a predicted model, not a curated record.